Molecule: messenger RNA, 4408 nt
Organism: Monopterus albus (swamp eel)
Lineage: Eukaryota; Metazoa; Chordata; Actinopteri; Synbranchiformes; Synbranchidae
Gene: kbtbd2
Product: kelch repeat and BTB (POZ) domain containing 2
Exons: 4
Coding region: 601-2469 (622 amino acids)
Molecular function (GO): protein binding
Source: RefSeq, a predicted model, not a curated record
UUAUGAAUGGUGAUGGAAGUGUUGAUGUGCAAACAUGAGCACCAGAUCAGCGGGAAAUUGGGCGUUAUCUCCACAAUGUCUUAUUGAAAUAUCAUUAGAAGUAGUAUCGUUGGUGGUCUGUGCUGCUUGAAACCAAUAAAGACAUUGAUGGUAAAAGUGGCAUAAUGACGCUGUGCCAUGGUUACCUGCCACGAAGUCCAGUUCACUUAGGAUACAAGCGGUGUUGUGACAGUAGUUGUACUCUCUCUACACCUCUGGUGCCACACUGCAUGACCUCAGACAGCAGACCCACGAGGGACACUACCCCUGCUCGCCCAGGACCCUAUCCCCUGGACUCCUGACGGUGACACUUGGUCACCACAGCCUUCUCAUCUUAUCACAUCUUUUACCUCCUCUCCAGCAAAAGGAGAACCAAAAAUCUUUCCACACAGGAGUUGAACACUUCCACCUGGGCCAGUGGAGGUGUUGGAGAGCUGCCCUCCCCGUCAAGCAUCUUGAAGAUUUAACCUAUUAACAAUAGCUUUUUACCUGCUUGGUUUUGGUCCGUCUCACCGGACCUGCGACUCUUCAGAUCUGGAGAGCGAUUCAUGCGAUGAAACCAUGUCAGAGUGCAAGUCACCAAAUACGAACUACGCUGUCUCCUUGCUGGAGCAAUUCAAGUUGUUUUACGAACAGAAACUGCUGACUGAUGUCGUGCUGCAGGUUGAUGACACAGAGUUCCCAUGUCACAAGAUGGUUCUGGCCACAUGUAGCUCCUAUUUCAGGGCCAUGUUCACGAGUGGCCUCAGUGAGAGCAAGCAGACCCAUGUCCAAUUGAAGAACCUGGACCCGGCCACCGUGCAGAUCAUUAUCACCUAUGCCUACACGGGGAACCUGACCAUCACUGACAGCACUGUGGAGCUGCUCUACGAGACCGCCUGCUUCCUACAGGUGGAAGAUGUGUUGCUGCAGUGCAGAGACUAUCUGGUGAAGAAGAUCAAUGCUGAAAACUGUGUCCGCAUGCUGUGCAUCGGCGACAUGUUCAGCUGUAGCGUGCUAAAGCAGAAUGCCAAGCGCAUGAUUGAACACAAGUUCCCCAUGGUGUACCGGCAGGAGGCCUUCCUCCAGCUCUCCCACGAGCUGUUGAUAGACGUCCUGAGCAGUGACAACCUUAAUGUGGAGAAGGAAGAGACAGUGCGAGAGGCAGCCAUGUUGUGGUUGGAGUAUAACAUGGAGGCUCGCUCACAGCACCUGUCGUCUGUACUCAGUCAGAUCCGCAUAGAUGCCCUGUCAGAGGUGACGCAGCGCGCUUGGUUCCAGGGUCUGCCACCCAACGACAAGUCUGUGGUGGUGCAGGGCCUCUACAAAUCCAUGCCCAAGUUCUUCAAGCCUCGGUUAGGCAUGACCAAGGAGGAGAUGCUGAUUUUUAUAGAGGCCAAGUUAGAUAUGGAGAAGGGCUGCGUAAGGUCCAGCUCGUUGCCUACUGUGAUAGUGUGUUACAGUCCACAGGCAGAGAAGGUGUACAAGCUCAGCAACCCCCCAGGAGACCUGCAGAAGAUGGGAGUCCUUGUCACCCCAGACAACGACGUGUUCAUCGCUGGUGGACAGGUCCCUCUCAAAAACUGUCACCACGGCAGGAGUAACAGAUACCACACAGUCUUCCGCUCGGUUGAUAGCUUCUUCUGGUUUGAUGCCCAGCAAAACACUUGGGUACCCAAAGCCCCUAUGCUGUGUGCCCGAAUCAAGCCCUCCCUGGUCUACUGUGAGGGCUACAUCUAUGCAAUCGGGGGGGACAGCGUUGGAGGAGAGUUAAACAAGCGCACUGUGGAGCGCUAUGACCGUGAGAAGGAUGAGUGGAGCAUGAUGUCCCCCCUGCCUUUUGCCUGGACCUGGAGCACAUCAGUGGUAGCACAUGACUGCAUCUAUGUCCUGACCAAUGAUGUGAUGUACUGCUAUGUUCCCACAGCCAAUACCUGGGUGGAGAUGGCCAUGCGCAAGACCAGCCGCUGUUUAGCCUCCGCAGCUGCCUGUGGUGACCUCAUUUUUUACAUCGGUGGCCUCCAUAUGUUAAACAACUCUUCCAUCCACCGGCCAUCGAGCAACAUUGGCAGCUCCUCCGUCACUGUGGAGAUCUAUGAUAUCGACAAGAACGAGUGGCGCCUUGGAGCUAACAUUCCUGCAAAGCGAUAUACGGACCCAUGUGUGCGGGCAGUGGUGCUGCAGGACACGCUGUGCAUAUUAAUGCGUGAAACUCACAUGAACGAUGAUGCAAAGUACGCCAUCUAUCAGUACGACGUGGAAUUGGACCGCUGGUACCUGUGGCAGCCUGUGUCUCAGCGUGUGCUCUGGGAUCUGGGCAAGGACUUCCGCUGCGCAGUGGGAAAGCUGUAUCCCUCCUGCCUGGAGGAAUCCCCUUGGAAACCUCCGACCUAUCCCGACGUCGAUAUGUUCCUGAUAAACGGAGAGCUGGUGACCGUCCCUCGCACAUAGCUCUGAACAGCUAGUGGGGGAGGUGAACUCGCCUACUGAACCAGGAAUCUGUAAUGCUGAGAAUGGACAUGAAGUGAGGGUACAUCACAUCUCUGAGACUCUGAGGGGCUUGACGUUGGCUGUGUUGAGCCCCUGGGCUGGUAACUACAGCUGUGGCUAAUGAACAGUGCAGCCCAAAACAAGCUUAGAGUAAAAAGAUGCCCCUCAAAAUAGUAGUAAUCUGAAAAUUUCAGUAUUUUGUUUUUGUUUUUUUUUUCCUUUCAGAUAUUAUUACAAGUCUGUUUUACUGUUUUACCAAGUGGUGGUGAUGAUGCACUUGACUGGUAAACCUUUUUGGACUAGUAAUGGCAACAGUGUCCCCAAGAACCCCUCCUCCGAUCACGGCUUCCCAUCCUCUUUUCUGUUCUCUCAUUACCGAUUCAGGAAUACUCCACGGAAAACGUAUGUCUAGAGUAUCAAAGGCUCAUUUUCUGUAGACUGAAGUUCCUAAAAGUUUGGAGCUUGUUUGUUCAUAGAGGACAGCAGUUAUCAUUUUAUCUGAUUCACUAAAGUCAAAGUUUCCAUAGUCACAGUACAAUCAAAGCACAUGCAACUCUCAAGGACAAAUGUGUGUGCAUAGAAAAUAUUAGUUACUCCUAAUGUCUCUGGGAUGUCAGUGAAACGGGAAAUACCAAUUUCCCAGACAUAUUUUUUAAGUGUCUAAAUCCCUAGAGGUUUUCACUAUACAGUGACAAAAAAAAGUGACGCAAAUCAUCACAUUUGAGAAGCUCAAAUCGAAGAAUGUUCUGAAAUAAAUUAAAUGAUCAGUUAACUGACAAAAUAUUGACAGUUUUCAUAAGUGUUUAGUAUAUAAAACAAAAAUUGGAUUCUGGGCUGUUGGUCAAAUGAAACAAGCUUGAACUCACAUUUGUUUAUAAUCUUAAAGUUAAAUAGUUUUAAAAAGUGAUGAGAUAGAUAAAACUAUCUAUCUCAUGGCUAUUUUCUGACAUUCUCAAUGCCAAAUGUUGAUUUUAUUAUUCUGCAGAUUAACAGUGACUUUGUCUUCUGAAUAAUCUAAUUUUGAUGUUUUGUUGCUUUGUUUUCUGGCCUCCAUUGGGAUUUGUCUUUCAGCAUACAUGCACCACCCUUCACUAAUGUGCAACUUUUCAAAGCGAACUUUAAAGACAGCAGGCUUUUAAUUAUCUGAUUUGGCUUUAGAAGUAUUUGAUACUCAAAACCUUAACCUUUUGGAUGGAGUAUUUCUUUAAAAACCUGAUUGAAAAUGUCCUGCAGAUGCCGAAAACAUGAGCCCUGGUUAUUUGGGAGUGGGUGGGAAAACAAGUGAAACGUGGGGAGGGUUUUAAAAAAAGGGUGACUGCAGGUACAGUCGCCCAUCACCUCUUCUCUCGCCACCCGGUCCUCCACCCUGACUCCACUACAGCACCUCUGUAGCCUGUCGGUCUGUUUGCAUGAGACCUUCCACUCUCACAGCAAAUAACGCCUCUCUGUCCAUCGUCACAUGAUCACGAUGCUUUGUUUUUCUCAUAUUUAUUGAAUAUUUUUUCAUAUGUUCAAAAAAAAACACUGUUUAUCAUGGGGGAAAUGACCAGGUCUGUUUUGUAUUAUUAUCUUUUGAUUUACUAUCAGACAUUACUGUUGUGUGAUUGUGGGUAGGUGCCCAUUGACCUGUCGAUUUAAUUUUUCUCGAGUGAAUAUUGAGGAUUCUUGCUGCUGGUUUUCUGCGAGGAGAGGGCUGGCCCGGGACUAUUGCUGUGGAAAUCAUCCCAGCAACCACUAGCAGUAGUGGAUGGGGGCAGAUUAGGGAGGGACGGGGUCUUCCUCUUGUCUUCAGAACAUGAGCACAGUUGCUUCAUGACAAACCCUGUUAGCAUGUUCGGCUGCAUCAUUUUCCUUUGGCACUGUUCAAAUGAACAUUAAUUUAUUAAUAAAUAUACCAAAA